AUGUAUGAUGGAGUUAUGACUCGGGUUAGGACUGUAGGAGGUGACUCAGAGCCUUUCCCGGUUGUUAUGGGGUUACACCAAGGAUCGACGCUCAGCCCAUUCUUAUUUGCUCUAGCGAUGGACGCAUUGACACACCAUAUCCAAGGAGAGGUGCCAUGGUAUAUGUUGUUCGCUGAUGAUAUAGUUCUGGUUGAUGAGACGCGAGACAGCGUUAAUGGGAGACUGGAGGUAUGGAGGCAAGCCUUGGAGUCUAAAGGUUUCAAGUUAAGCAGGACUAAGACGGAAUAUGUGGAAUGUAAGUUCAGCGACGUGACGGGGAAAGCGGAUGUGGAAGUCAGGCUUGACUCACAGGUCAUUCUCAAGAGAGAGAGUUUUAAGAACUUAGGGUCAAUUAUCCAGGGAGAUGGGGAGAUCAACGGGGAUGUUACGCACCGUAUUGGGGUGGGGUGGAUGAAAUGGAGGCUAGUGUAUGAAGUCUUAUGUGACAAGAAUGUGCCACCGAAACUCAAAGACAAGGAGAAACAAUCAUCUUUACAAAAAAGCAUGAUAAAUAACAGUGUCAAACAACUGAAUCAGCAUGACAAUUACUUCUAG
Nicotiana tabacum (common tobacco) is the source of this 594-nucleotide messenger RNA. NCBI's taxonomy places the organism in Eukaryota, Viridiplantae, Streptophyta, Magnoliopsida, Solanales, Solanaceae. The record is from RefSeq and is a predicted model, not a curated record.